Molecule: messenger RNA, 2415 nt
Organism: Rhododendron vialii
Lineage: Eukaryota; Viridiplantae; Streptophyta; Magnoliopsida; Ericales; Ericaceae
Exons: 16
Coding region: 255-2213 (652 amino acids)
Source: RefSeq, a predicted model, not a curated record
GGGCUUAGGUGUUAAAAGGGGGAGAAUACAACACCCCUUUAUAAUGCCCCAUCCAAACAGGCCAUAAGUAUUUACCCACCGGGCGGUGGUUAUUUGUCGCCCCCAAUCAUAGAAGGGCCCGCGCAUACGCCGGUUUCUAUGCACAGAAAGCGUGAACCUGUAAUCGUCAUCACCUGAAAACCAUAACGCAAGGUAUUUCGAUUGCCAAAACUCACAGACACCGAUACAAGCGCACGAGGAAUCACGAACACACAAUGGACAACUCCGUACCAGGAAACCCUCAGGAAGUGAUAGUGCCACCAGCUGAAGGUGUUGCUGGAGGGGGAACAGCAUACGGGUGGGGUGAUAGUGGCAUUCAUGAUUCUAGUACUCUCAGGGGAACAAUUGAUCCUACCAAAGUUCCAUCUACGGAUUUAGUGCAUGUUUGGUGCAUGCCGAGUACAGCAACAGUUGGACCACAUGACAUGCCUCGACCUUUGGAACCUGUAUCACUUCUGGCAGCAAGAAACGAGAGGGAAAGCAUUCAAAUUGCUAUACGUCCAAAAGUGUAUUGGGGUGGUUCAGGUGUUGCAGGGGCUGUACAAGUUCAGUGCACUGACCUAUGCUCCCCUGCUGGUGACAGGUUGGUAGUCGGUCAGUCACUGACAUUGCGGCGCGUGGUACCUGUCUUGGGUGUUCCAGAUGCACUUGUACCCCUUGAUAUGCCAGUCUCGCUGAUUAGUCUAUCUCCAGGUGAAACAACAACUAUUUGGGUUUCCAUAGAUGUCCCUAGUGCGCAGCCCCCAGGUCAAUAUGAAGGCGAGCUCAUUAUUACUGCUACAAAGGCAGAUGCAGGAUCUGCAGCACAAUGCUUGGGAAAAGCUGAGAAGCAUAAUCUGUAUAGAGAACUUAGAAAUUGUCUUGAGAUUGUGGAGCCUGUUGAUGGAAAACCAAUGGAUGAAGUGGUAGAAAGAGUGAAAUCUGCCGCUACAUCUUUAAGAAGAGUUCUUUUGUCGCCAUCAUUUGCUGAUUUCUUUUCAGAAAAUGGACUGGUCGAUAUGAUGGAUGAGGAUGCUAUUUCAAACCUUUCGAUACACUUGAAGCUGAGCUUGACAGUCUGGGAUUUUGUUCUCCCUGUUACACCUUCGCUUCCCGCUGUUAUUGGUAUAUCUGAUACUGUAAUUGAGGAUCGUUUUGGGGUUGAACAUGGGAGCACUGAGUGGUACGAGGCAUUGGAUCAGCAUUUUAAGUGGCUGCUUCAAUAUAAAAUCAGCCCAUACUUUUGCAGAUGGGGUGACAGCAUGCGUGUUUUGACAUAUACCAGUCCAUGGCCAGCUGAUCAUCCAAAAUCAGAUGAAUAUCUUUCAGACCCACGACUUGCCGCAUAUGCUGUACCACACAGUCGGGUAGUAUCUUGCGGUGAUACAGCAGAGGACUACUUGCAAAGGGAAGUAGAGAUCUUGAAAACAAAGAGUCACUGGAAAAAAGCUUAUUUCUACCUGUGGGAUGAGCCGCUGAAUGUGGAACAUUAUGAUUCUCUUCGUAGCAUGGCCGCUGAAAUUCACGUGUAUGCUCCUGAUGCUCGUGUUCUUACCACCUAUUACUGUGGUCCAAGUGAUGCACCCCUUGCUCCUAAUAAUUUAGAAGCUUUUUUGAAAGUUCCAGAGUACCUAAGGCCGCAUACUCAAAUAUAUUGCACAAGUGAAUGGGUGCUUGGUAACCGAGAGGAUCUUGCAAAGGAUAUUAUUGCUGAACUACAACCAGAAAGCGGUGAGGAAUGGUGGACAUAUGUGUGCUUGGGACCAUCUGAUCCUCUUCCUAACUGGCACCUUGGAAUGAGAGGUACACAACACCGUGCAGUGAUGUGGCGAGUGUGGAAAGAAGGGGGAACAGGAUUUUUGUACUGGGGAGCAAAUUGCUAUGAAAAAGCAACAGUUGCCAGUGCAGAGAUUAGAUUCAGGCGUGGUCUUCCCCCAGGUGACGGAGUCUUAUUUUACCCUGGUGAGGCUUUCUCAUCUUCGCAUGAACCAGUUGCUUCCCUUAGACUGGAGAGACUUCUCAGUGGCCUUCAGGACAUCGAAUAUCUCCAACUUUAUGCAUCCAGAUUUGGCCGGGAUGAAAGUCUCUCUCUUUUAGAAAAAACCGGCAUGUAUCUGGGUCCUGAGCGUUACACUCAUGAACAUAUGCCGAUAGACAUGAUGCGGAGCGAGAUAUUCAGGACAUGCCGAUCCUAAUAUUUUUUUGGGACUUCUUGUAAUUUCAGUCCAUGUUUUUGUAAUUUCGAUUGAUAUCCAAAGCUGGCUUUUGUAUUCUCGACGUGCAUUACACACACUUUACUAGUAGCAAUGUGCAUGCAGUUGUAUGAAAAAAGGUCAUAUUUUUGUUCUGAGCGCUGUAGGUACUAUGGCUGCAAUACAAAGUUGAUUAGUUCUUAUA